AUGCAGCUUGCCAACAUCGCCCUCCUGGAAUUCAUGUUUCUGGAUAUAUUUGCUGGCUUGUUCUUGAAUGGUCUGAUCAUAUAUAUAAGUAGCAGGACUUGGAGGAACGGAGGAUACCUGAGCCCUGGAGAUGCAAUCCUGGUGGCUCUGGGGCUGUGUAACAUCAUCAUGCAGACCUUGCUCACAUGCGGCAUAAUUAUUUAUUAUUUCUGGAUUCACACGUUCCUCUCCUACUCCUUCUUUAGUGUUUUCUUUGCCAUUUAUAACCCCAUGUGUCUAUCUAGCUCUUGGAUGACAUCUUGGCUCUGCAUUUUCUACUGUAUCAAAAUCACAAACUUCCAGUGCAGCGUCUUUGUACUGGUUAAAUCAAGGUUUUCUGGGAUGCUGCCCUGGUUGAUACUGGCAUCAGUUGCGCUGUCUGUUAUUUUCAUUUCCUCUGGUUACUUAACAGCAUUAAAUCCAGCAGGGAACGCCACACAACAUGACAGCUCUCAGCGCGUCCCUUUCACACUGUCCAGUGUGUUUCUGGUUGUUCUGGUCUUCUGGUGCUGCCUACCAUGUGUCCUUAUCCUCACUUCCCUGGGCACAACUCUAACGUCCCUGGUAAUACAUGUGUUCCGGAUGAAGGCAUCAACUGAUUUCAGCUCCUCGAAGAUAGAAGCUCAUAUCAAUGGAAUCCGAACAAUGACUUUGCUUCUAGUUCUCUACAUCAUCUUCUACUUGACCCAAAUAAUCCUCUCACUUAGUAUAUUUCCCUUUUCAUCACCGUGGUUCUGGAUUUUGCUCGUGUUGCAUUUUUCAUUCUGCACCUUGCAAGGAGUUAUCCUGGUAUUAGGAAACCCAAAAUUGUACAAUGCUUUCCAAAUUCUUUACGGUCGCACCAAAGUAACCACAGAUCAAAGAAAUAAUGACAACACAUAA
Pseudophryne corroboree (corroboree frog) is the source of this 921-nucleotide messenger RNA. Its product is annotated as taste receptor type 2 member 41-like. Gene Ontology annotation, molecular function: bitter taste receptor activity; G protein-coupled receptor activity. Gene Ontology annotation, cellular component: membrane. NCBI's taxonomy places the organism in Eukaryota, Metazoa, Chordata, Amphibia, Anura, Myobatrachidae. The transcript has a single exon. The record is from RefSeq and is a predicted model, not a curated record. Gene Ontology annotation, biological process: sensory perception of taste; G protein-coupled receptor signaling pathway. The coding region runs from base 1 to 921 and encodes 306 amino acids.